UCUUGCCGUAUGACCUGUGGUAGCAGUCGAGCCGAGCCACCGCUAGCGCCAAACAGAGCUUCGAACUCACGUGGUCUGGUCUCGUAACUUCAACCUGAACGCUCUUCGAAUUAUUGUCCUACAGGUUUAACUUCUAACGAUGACUUCAUUUCAAAAUGCAUGUCAUUGUGUUGAUUGCCGGUUGUUCGUUCCUUGUGUCAUUUAAUCGAGGAAAAAACAUCCUAAUUGCCUUCAUUGUUGCGGAAUAAGCUCGUCGCUGCUUCCCGGCGUUGCUUUUAGCUUGUUCGCUCUAAACGAACAAAGGCGGAAUUUAAGCAACAUCUAUAGAACUCAAGUGAGUGUAGAGAGUUGUUGCGUAUCCUGUGAAAAUGUGCAAAUCACAAAUGCUGAGAGCCUUGCUGAAUGAGCGACUGAGUGCCGCCGUCGAAGAAAUAGUUGGAGUGUUUGAAAGAACGAUUGCAGAAUACGAGGAGCAACUUUGUCGAACGAAGGAGGAAAACGAGCGACAACGUCAGCUAUUGGACGCCGUUUUCAAGACGCAAGGUGGACAAAGAAGAGAUAUCAGUGAAGAUGAUCCUGUGAAGCAGGAGUGGCGCUCCGGAGUGAAGCAGCAGGAUCUAGCGCACCCCCACGUUAAAAAGGAAAAGGUGGAAAAGCAGGAGUGCCACUCUGGGGUGGAGCAGCAGGAUCCAGCGCGUCCUAACAUUAAAGAGGAAGAGCUGGAAGAGCAGCUUCAAAGGCCGGAGUUGCUUGCUGAUCACGUUGUCCUGAAGAUUGAAAAUUGUCAAAGUGAGGAGAACAGAGGGACGAGCAGUAACUCAGGUCGGCAUGUGACAACACAAGGUGACGGCGAUCACUGCGGAGGACCACAAGCAGACAGCCGCUUUGCUCAUCUAUCUGUCAGCGAUGGCAUGACGUCACGUUUGCCGGAUAUUGAUAAUAAACAUUUGAAAGAUGAUAUGAGAUGUCCCACUGACGACAGAUGCUGGAAAUGCUCUCAGUGUGACAAAGUCUUCUUUAACCAGACCCAUUUAAAUAGGCACAUGGGAUGGCACACAGGAGAGAGACCGUUCAUGUGCUCAGCUUGCGGUCAAGCAUUCUUGAAGGAACCACACCUGAUCACGCACACGAGGACGCACACUGGAGAGAAACCUUUUUCCUGCUCGGUCUGCAAUAAAAGCUUCAGCGUUCGUUUCACUUUAACUCAACACAUGAAGACACACAAUCGGGAAAACCCCUUCAGGUGCUUAGUGUGCGAUAAGAGAUUCGCUUAUCCAGUAUCCUUGAUAAGGCAUGCCAGCACGCACACUGGAGAGAAUCCACAUCCCUGCUCGGUCUGCAACGCAAGUUUUCGCCUUCGGUCGUCACUCGUGAUCCACAUGAGGAAACACACUGGACAGAAGCGGUUUUCCUGCCCUGUAUGCAAAAAAUGUUUCUGUGCCGCUGCAACAUUGAGGAAUCAUAUGAGAAUACACACUGACGACGGCAACUAGCUGUGCCAUUUGAGGGACUCCUGAGUCCCUCGAGUACCAUUUUGAACAGUUUGCACGCCUUUGAUGUCUACGUUGUGAUGUUUAUAAUCAAAGUUGACAGGAAAAAGUGGAUACAGUGUUCCACAACAUAUUUUAGAUUCAUUACUAGUGCUGCCACAAAUUACUGCUUUGCUACAGAAGUCAACUAGUCAUGAUAAUAAUUGGGAUUAGUGAACUAAUUGGAUCAUAUAAGAAUUGUAUAAAUACACCCUUCUCGGUUAUUUAGGCAUCAAUAUUUUUUUAUGUACAGUAUAAGUGAAAUCAGAAGAGUACAAUUUUGGAAAAAGUGUGCUCAAGAAAAUUGCAAUAAACACUUUUUUUUAAACCUUUGCUUAUCCAAAUAGUUUUUCUUUGCUUCACGUGUGUCUAAUUUAGACAGAUUUGAUCUACAAAAUCAAAAUGAGGUCUGCACCUGAAAUGGGGAGGAGGAAUAUAUUUCAUAGCAUUCCAAUGUGGUGCGAGGUUGGGGCAAGCACGUCGAGCUCUGUUACUUUGAGUACAGGAGAAAAUUGUAGUCUGUGAACUCGAGCAAAAUUUUUUUGAAAAUUUUGAUUGUAAACUCAUCUGAGAUUAAGCCGAGGUUCCGUUUUAGUUUUCCACUUCGCUUGAGUAGUGGAAGGUCUGAAUCAACACUCAAAGCUCAAUACGUUCCUCCCAAAUCCAGGCAAAAAUAAUGUGUGUGUGUGUA
Messenger RNA from Hippocampus zosterae (dwarf seahorse), 2220 nucleotides. RefSeq names its product zinc finger protein 572-like. The record is from RefSeq and is a predicted model, not a curated record. The transcript is spliced from 2 exons. The coding region runs from base 369 to 1493 and encodes 374 amino acids. Gene Ontology annotation, molecular function: DNA-binding transcription factor activity; RNA polymerase II cis-regulatory region sequence-specific DNA binding. Lineage: Eukaryota; Metazoa; Chordata; Actinopteri; Syngnathiformes; Syngnathidae. Gene Ontology annotation, biological process: regulation of transcription by RNA polymerase II.